Sphenostylis stenocarpa is the source of this 519-nucleotide messenger RNA. Lineage: Eukaryota; Viridiplantae; Streptophyta; Magnoliopsida; Fabales; Fabaceae. The record is from the annotation of a GenBank genome assembly.
AUGGCACGAGAGGACCCUCUUGCUAUUGGGGGUGUGAUUGGGGAUGUUCUCAACCCUUUUACAAGCUCAGUUUCUCUGACGGUUUCCAUCAACAACAGAGGGAUUAGCAAUGGCUAUGAACUCAGGCCCUCUCAUGUUGUUAACCGCCCUAGAGUUACUGUUGGUGGUGAAGACCUAAGGACCUUCUACACACUGGUAAUGGUGGAUGCAGAUGCACCUAGCCCUAGUAACCCCGUCUUGAGGGAAUACCUGCACUGGAUGGUGACAGAUAUUCCAGCAACCACAAAUGCAAGCUUUGGGAGAGAGGUUGUGGUUUAUGAGAGUCCACAACCUUCAGCAGGGAUUCAUCGACUUGUGUUUGUAUUGUUCCAGCAAUUGGGCAGAGACACUGUAAUCACCCCACAAUUGCGUCACAAUUUCAAUUCCAGAAACUUUGCUGAGAAUAAUAACCUCGCACCUGUUGCAGCAGCUUAUGUCAACUGCCAAAGAGAGCGAGGUUGCGGUGGAAGGAGAUACUAA